This is a messenger RNA of Paramecium octaurelia, 2051 nucleotides long. The record is from the annotation of a GenBank genome assembly. NCBI's taxonomy places the organism in Eukaryota, Ciliophora, Oligohymenophorea, Peniculida, Parameciidae.
AUGAAAAAAUGGGAUGAUGAUUUCCGUAUGAAGAGUUACGUUAAUAAAAUUUAGAAUGCAAAAUCCACAGUGCCGAGUAAUCAAAAAAAAUCUUUGAAAAGUAAUAAAUGGCAACAAUAUAAUAGAACAACCAAAUAGAGAUUCAGAAUUCAGUAGCCAUGUAUCAUAUAGAUCUGAUUUCACUGAUCUAAAGGAAAGUUUAUUGUUCAAGUAAGUGAGAGAUGUAUUCAUAUUAGAUAAUUGGUUGAAUACAAUUUAUAAUAAUAUGCAAAUAAAUUAUUCUUAAGAGGCUAUUUAGGGGGAUUAUAAACAUUAGCUCAAUAACCAGCAGAUUUAUAAAAUGUGGUAUUACAAGAGAUUAGAUUACAGCCUGGACAUAAAUAAAAAUUUUUAGAUUUGUUUAAAUAUUUAAACGAUCAUUACGAUCCUCAUAAUUAUAAUGUUUAAAAUUCAUAAACCCCAACUUACAAUUAAUAAAACAGAAAUACAUAGCCUGGAUAAUUUAAUUCCCACAGUAAGAUUGAACAAACAAGAGAACCUUAUAUUGAAAUUCUGAAACCAGUUAAUAGAAGAGCAUCUCUGAAGCAUUUCUCUCCUCUCUAAGAGAUUGGAGUCAUUAAACCAAGAGUAUUACCCAAAUUGGAAAGACGUUCUAUUAAUAGAAAAAAUGAUAAAAGUCCUAAAUUUUCUGAUAGUUUAACUUAACAAUUAAUUCCCAAUCAAGGAACUACUCAUGGUAGUUCUCUUUCAAUAACUAAAGAAAUUCCAAAAUCAUUAUCAAAAACUAAUAAUAUUCCUCCUGUAGUCAAGAUUAAAUAAACUAUUAAGAAAAAGUCAAUGAUCAAAUCAAAUGCAGAGAAAGACAAUAAAUUAUUGAAGAAAUUAUUAUAAAUCAAUUCAAAAAACAGCAUAGGAGCAGAGAUUCAGCUAUAGUAAGAUUAGAUUUAAUUGAUGUAUUAAUCAUUUGAUAAUGGAAAAUUAGCUUCCACCUUGAUAAAUAUUGAUAUUGAGGAGAUUAGUUAUUGUGUAGGCAUUACUCUGCAAAAAAUGAUUUAGAUUGUUGAUUUAGAGUAGCAAAGAUAUCUCGAAAAUUAAAUCUAGGAAAUUCAACAAUAAAUCUUCAUGGAGCCUGAUUAAUACGAGGAGUUCGAAUCCAGAAGUAUUAUGUCAUCAUCACAGUAGCAAAUAAAGAGAGAUAUAUUGAAGAUUGUCGAGGUGAAGAAAACAAAGAUCAUACAGCCAAUAUGUCAAAGGUAGAUCAGACAUAUUGUUAAGAUUAUUUGGGCGAAGCAAUUAUAGAACCUGAAAUUACAGAUUAAUAUUAUGGGAGUGAAGAUGUCGCUACUGAAUAGAUUCAGAAUGCUGAUCAAAGUGAAUAAUCAAAAUUGUAGACUGAAUAAGAAUAAGGGGAUUACUUUUAAGUAUAAGAAUAGGAGAAUAAGUAUAUUCAAUAAACAUAUCAUAGUGAAUAAGUUUCUAAAUCCUAUUUUUCAGUUGACACUUCAUAUAAUUUAGAAGAUUAUCUCUUGUUUAAUAAAGUGUUUAUUGAUAAAACCAUGACUAACUAUAUUCCCAACGUCGACAUCAUAUAAAACUAUUGUAAGAACAUAAUGACGACUACCAAAAUGGAAAGGGAAGUAGCAAUUAUCUCCAUGAUUUAUAUCAACAGAUUGCUCAACUAUAAUUAAGGCUUAGAAUUAAAUUGUUUCAAUUGGUAAAAGAUUUUAUUUACAUCAUUGGUCAUGGCAUCUAAAAUAUGGGAUGAUGAGUCAUUUGAAAAUAAUAAUUUUGCAAAGGUGUUACCCUAAUUUUCAACUUUAUAAAUAAAUGAAAUGGAAAAGGUCUUCUUGAAAUUAAUCGAAUAUCACCUCUAUGUUAAUUCAAAGGAAUAUGCAAAACAAUAUUUCAUCUUAAGAACAUAUGCUGAUAAAAAAUAAAGGAGUUAUGCUCUAAAAUAAUUAGAUAUCUCUACUGUUUUAAGAUUAUAAAGAGGAGGCUAAUAACAAAUUUCAAAGCAAUAGUAUUUAAACACUUAAAACAAAAGCUUUUGA